Messenger RNA from Pyricularia grisea, 3303 nucleotides. RefSeq lists its product as uncharacterized. Gene Ontology annotation, molecular function: protein binding; histone H3K36 methyltransferase activity. The coding region runs from base 258 to 3098 and encodes 946 amino acids. NCBI's taxonomy places the organism in Eukaryota, Fungi, Ascomycota, Sordariomycetes, Magnaporthales, Pyriculariaceae. The record is from RefSeq and is a predicted model, not a curated record. The transcript is spliced from 3 exons. Gene Ontology annotation, biological process: regulation of DNA-templated transcription. Gene Ontology annotation, cellular component: chromatin; chromosome; nucleus.
CGGAAAUCAGCAUACCUCUCUAGGUACCUACCUUACCUUAUGCAUCUGGGACCGGGCAAGCUACAAUUUUGCAAGGAAUGGAAGGUGCCAUUUGUCAUUUCAAAAUAAUCCCUUGCUAGCACAGACCAUCUAUCCUCCAGGAACUUCUGGUCCCAAGGCGCUUCGCGACCCGCCCCCAAAAAAAAAACCACCCACCCCUGAAAACCUACAGCGUUCCCAAUCCGUAAUUAUACGCUACGCGCCCGCCGCGUCUGAUUAUGGACGACGAUGACAAGUCGAAAGUGCAUCUGGUCGACAAGGAGGGAAGAGCUGAGCCGGAGGUGAAGGGAAACGGAAUCGUCAAGAUGGAGGAGCCCCAGAAUUCCGCGACUGAUUCGGCGCAACGGUCGCGUUCGCCGAGCUCUAUGCCGAGGGAUGGUGAGACUAAGGCGGUCGACGGCAACAAGAUUUCACCUCGAACCGCCUCCCCCGACCCUAAAUCGACGCGCAAAAACCCCCAACAACUACCAAUGCGGACCUCAAAACUUUUCGGCCACCUUGCAGACGUUACGGAGGAGGCGAGCCGUGGCUUUGCAAUCCUUAGCGACUGCGUAUACGCCUCUAAAGCGCUGGGAAAUUCAGGCCAGGAAACACUAGAUUGUGACUGCGAAGAGGAUUGGCGCGACGGCAUCAACCAUGCAUGCGCCGAAGACUCGGACUGCAUCAAUCGCGUCACUAAGAUUGAAUGUGUCAGUGGGAACUGUGGCGACGGUUGUCAGAACCAGAGGUUUCAACGGAAACAAUACGCCAACGUUUCGGUCAUCAAGACGGAAAAUAAGGGUUAUGGACUAAGAGCAGAUACUGAUCUCGAGCCUAAUGAUUUCGUUUUCGAGUACAUUGGCGAGGUUAUUGGUGAGGAGCUUUUCCGCAGCCGCCUCAUGAAGUACGACACGCAGCGCUUAGAGCACUUCUAUUUCAUGUCCUUGACCAGGACCGAAUAUGUCGACGCCACCAAAAAGGGCAACCUCGGCCGCUUUUGCAAUCAUUCUUGCAACCCUAACUGCUAUGUCGACAAAUGGGUCGUGGGAGACAAGCUCCGCAUGGGCAUCUUUGCUCUGCGCGCCAUCAAGGCUGGGGAGGAGCUCUGUUUCAAUUACAAUGUUGAUCGUUACGGUGCGAACCCGCAGAGAUGCUACUGCGGCGAGUCAAACUGCAGCGGGAUCUUGGGUGGCAAGACCCAGACUGAGCGGACCACCAAGCUACCCUUGGCCAUGAUCGAGGCUCUGGGUAUUGACGACGGAGACCAUUGGGAGUCGAGCGUGAAGAAGCCACGAAAGAAGAAGGCUGGCGAGAGCGAGGAGGAAUAUGUCGGCAGUAUUCAACCUCGAAAGCUCGAGGAUGGCGAGGUUGGUGUGGUCAUGUCUACGUUGCGUUCUUGCAAGGAGAAGUGGGUCGCCACUAAGCUUCUGCACCGCAUCCUCGCCGUGGAUGAGGAACGCGUUCUGAACAGCGUUGUCAAAUUCCACGGUUAUGAGUAUUUGAAAACAACCUUGAACACCUUCAAGGACGACGAUGAAGUCGUCUUCCAAGUCCUCAACAUCUUGUACAAGUUACCACGCGUAACCCGAAACAAGAUAGACGAUUCCAACAUCGAGCCGCUUAUCAAGGAACUGAGCAAUUCUCAGCACGAAGAGAUAGCAGCCGAGUCGAAGAAACUACUUGAGGUGUGGAAGACACUGCAGGUCGGCUACAGAAUCCCGCGCGCCAAGGCCGAUCGAAGCGCUCGAGAUAAUGCAGGCUCCUUCUUUGAUGAUCGUCGGCAGCAGGCGCGGGAAGCUGCCUCUGCACCACUGCCAAGGGCACCAUCACCUGUGCGGAAUGCGCCAACCGGUCCCAGGAGCAGUAUGCCACAGCGUAACCCGCAUUACGUACCACCCAGGCGCAAGUACCCGCAACAACCUCCCCGGGAUGCUCCUGCACUACCGUCUGGAUGGCGUUCAGCGAUGGAUCAACGGACAGGUCGCCAAUAUUAUUGGGAUACCGCAAAUCCUGACAAGAAGUCGUGGGUCCGCCCAACUGCUGAGAUGGCAAAGGCCAACGCCGCCCUGCAGGCCCAAAAGAUUCAAGACAUCAUCAACCAGUGUGCCCAGCCAACCCCGAAACCAAGCUCUGCUACGCACACACCUCAACCCGUAGGCACACCAGUGGCGGAACCCAAGAGGGAGACUUGGCGAUCAUGGCCUGCUGAUAAACAACGAAGACUUUACGAGAAUACGAUUUUCCCUCACAUAAAAUACGUGGCCGACAAAUAUUACAAGAGGCUACCUAAAGAGGAUCUGAAAAAGUUUGUCAAGGAUGUAAACAAGACGUUGGCGGCGUCAGACUACAAGCAUGGCAGAGUCAAAGAUCCUAGCAAGGUUGAGGAGAAGCAGCAAAGCAAAAUCAGGAAAUACACGCGAGAUUUCCUCGAUAAGGCCGUGAAGAAACACGAGCUCCGGCAGGCAGAAAAGGACAGCACCAACAGUAAAAAGCUUGAAGAUGGACCUGGAGAGUCGUCUGGAUCAACAUUGUCGGGUGCAACAGAAGGCUCCAAGAUAUCGCCGCCGAACGCCGAUGCUGGGGUGCAAAGUACCAAUGAUAGUGCCCCAAGGUCGGUGGACAGCCCAGACUCGUCGGCCACGGAUCUGAAACGUAAACGUGGCGAAAGCCACGAUGUCGAGAACGUGGAAGGUGCAGCGGCCGAUUUGACGCCAGGCUAUACACCGUUAGCCAAGAGGGUGAAAGAGACAGACGUUGAGGAGCCAAGCCCUCCUCCUCCGCCACCGACGCCACCGCCCCUCGAUGAACUGGACGAUGCCGUUAGGAUGGAGGAGGCCACAGAGGGCCGGCGCCUGCGAGAGCACGAGGAUGAGCUCAGGCUUGAAAAUGAAGAGGCGCACCGAUUACAGCAGGAUGCGGUGGAGCAGAAGAGGCUGCGGGAACACGAGGAGGCGUUGGAGCGGGAGAAUCAAGAGACAUUACUUGCGCUACAGACAGACCAGCGUGGCACCGAGGCGGAUGGUGACAAGCCGAUGGCAAACAACGUCAAUGGCGCCAAGAUGGGGACAGUGAUGGUAUGAAUAACGCAUCGAUACCGGGUCUCGCAAGUCAGUCGAUAUCUGUUGGGUCAGGUCCGCGAGGGCGGGACCUGGCUCCUUGACGAUUAGCAGAGUCCUUUAAUCAAAUCUUGAAAACCAGAACGAAAAAAAAAAAAAAAAAAAAAAAUCUCAAAACACAAAACUAGGUAUCCCGUCUCUGCACCUUGUUUAUCGGAAUUAUUACACC